AAGAAAAAAAUCCUACUUUUUUUCCUUUCUUCUUCCUUUUUCCACCCUUUCACAAUGUCUCUCUCCAUCUUCCUCCUCUGGCUUGUUAGCAUCCCUCUCUUAUCCCAUUCACUUCCUGCUCCUAGAGGUUUUCCUUUAAGCUGUGGUUCAUCGAGUGAGAUAACUCAAGGAAACAUCAAAUACAUUCCAGAUGAAGGAUACAUAUCAGUAGGAAACAAAACAACCAUCAAAACACCUGGUUUACUACCUCUUUUAUCUACAUUGCGAUAUUUUCCUGAUGCAUCAGCUCGAAAAUAUUGCUACGUAUUUCCAACAGUCAAAGGAGGGAAAUACUUAAUUAGGACUACUUAUUACUAUGGAAGCUUUGAUGGAGGGAAAACACCGCCGGUUUUCGAUCAAAUUGUGCAGGGAAAUAAAUGGGGAACUAUUAAUACAACAGAAGAUUAUACCAAUGGACUUAGUACAUAUUAUGAAAUUAUUGUGCUUUCUAUGUCCAGAGAACUUAGUGUUUGUCUUGCAAGAAAUAACGAAACGACAAGUAGUCCUUUUAUAUCAGCUCUUGAAGUGGAAAAUCUUGAUGACACAAUGUAUAAUUCAACAGAUUUUUCUAACUAUGCACUUGCUACUCUUGCUAGACAUUCUUUUGGAUAUCUAGAAUACAUUGGCUUUCCAGAUGAUCCAUACAACCGGCUAUGGCAACCAUUCUUGGACCAGAACCCAAUAGUAGAAAGUCACUCAAGUGUAACUAGCACAGAUUUUUGGAACUUCCCUCCAAUGAAAACAUUCACAACUGCAAUCACAACAAGCAGAGGAAAGACAAUCAAUCUCUGGUGGCCGGCAGUGUCACUUCCGAGCACAAAAUACUACAUUGCACUCUAUUUUCAAGAUAACCGGACGCCAAGUCCAUUCAGUUGGAGAGUAUUCAGUGUGUAUGUGAAUGGAAAGAUUUUUUAUGAAAAUCUUAAUGUAUCAACGAAAGGUGUAACUGUUUGUGCAUCAGAAUGGCCUCUUUCAGGGAAGACUGAAAUUACCUUGACUCCUGGUAAGAAUAUUCCUGUCGGACCCAUAAUUAAUGCUGGUGAAGUCUUUCAGAUUUUGCCUUUUGGUGAAAGGACUCUUACAAGAGAUGUGAUGGCUAUGGAGGAUUUGGCUCGAAACUUUGACAAUGCGCCUCCCGAUUGGAAAGGUGAUCCGUGCUUGCCUAAUAACAACUCAUGGACUGGAGUUUCUUGUUCUAAAGAUAAACUGCCCAGAAUUGUCUCUUUGAAUCUUACAAAAAUGGGAAUCUCUGGGUCUAUAGCUCCAGGCAUAGCCAAUUUAACAGCACUCACUCACAUUUUGCUAGGAGAGAACAAACUCUCAGGUGCUAUUCCAGACAUGAGCUCAUUGAAUGAACUACAAAUUCUGCACUUGGAGGACAACCAGCUUGAAGGAUCAAUUCCUCAGUCUUUAGGUCGGCUUAAAAAGCUUCAAGAGAUAUUUCUUCAAAAUAACAAUCUAAGUGGCAGAAUCCCACCAUCACUGGAGAACGAUGACGGCAUAAAUAUUCAGGUGUGACUCCUGGUAAUCAUCUAUCUUCUUGAGUAGGCAAAAUCCAAGUGAAGCACAGAGCAGUAACAAUUUUUCCUUCAAAAGACACUUAACUAGGACGUAAUUGGCAACCAUUAGGCCUUUAAACAUACCAUUCAUGUUCUCAAUUAUGUGGAUCAAAUUAAUCAGUAGACGGAAGGAAAAGGUGUAGAUAUUUCAUCAAGUAUAAUUUUAAUCAUGCAGUAAUUGCAUUUUUUGUGAAUUUGCUGUGUACAACACUAAUGUUUUGUAUAAUGCUUUGGUGUACAAUAUGUUAUUUGUAUAUACAUAUAAGACGAUGCUAUGUAAACAAUUACAAGCUUAUUUGGAGUUUUCUGCUCUAGUGGAGCUUCCAAU
Jatropha curcas is the source of this 1926-nucleotide messenger RNA. Its product is annotated as Leucine-rich repeat (LRR) family protein. The record is from RefSeq and is a predicted model, not a curated record. Gene Ontology annotation, molecular function: protein binding. NCBI's taxonomy places the organism in Eukaryota, Viridiplantae, Streptophyta, Magnoliopsida, Malpighiales, Euphorbiaceae.